Jaculus jaculus (lesser Egyptian jerboa) is the source of this 875-nucleotide messenger RNA. It is a transcript of the gene Mdk, whose product is annotated as midkine. The coding region runs from base 110 to 595 and encodes 161 amino acids. The record is from RefSeq and is a predicted model, not a curated record. The transcript has 6 exons. Gene Ontology annotation, molecular function: growth factor activity. NCBI's taxonomy places the organism in Eukaryota, Metazoa, Chordata, Mammalia, Rodentia, Dipodidae.
AAAGCUGGGACACGAGAGCCGGAGGUUCUGGCCGGGACAGAGAGUGCCAGCGCGAGCCCUGCGACCGAAGACCCCGAGUUCCGAAGUUGGGGGCACCCGCGGCAGGAGGAUGCAGCACCGAGGCGUCCUCCUCGUCGUCCUUCUUUCCCUCCUCGCGCUCACCUCCGCGGUGGCCAAAAAGAAAGACAAGGUGAAGAAGGGCGGCCCCGGGAGUGAGUGCGCGGAGUGGAGCUGGGGGCCCUGCACCCCCAGCAGCAAGGACUGCGGCGCGGGUUUCCGCGAGGGCACCUGCGGAGCCCAGACCCAGCGCGUCCGCUGCCGGGUGCCCUGCAACUGGAAGAAGGAGUUUGGAGCCGACUGCAAAUACAAGUUUGAAACUUGGGGGGCGUGUGACGGAGGCACGGGCACCAAAGCCCGCCAAGGCACCCUGAAAAAGGCACGGUACAAUGCCCAGUGCCAGGAGACCAUCCGUGUGACCAAGCCCUGCACCCCCAAGACCAAAGCGAAGGCCAAAGGCAGGAAUGAGUUCACACUUCUCAGCUCAGUCCUGACCCACAACAGCGCAGAGGACAAUCUCUACCCACUUUCCACAUGAGAAAGCCAAGAAAGGGAAGGGAAAGGACUGAGGCCAGACCUGAAUGCCACGGAGCCUCUGGCAUUACCAGCCCUCUUUUCCCACCUAUCAGUGCCUUUUGUUAUCUUUAGCAAUCCUGUCCUUCCUCUGCCCUCUCACUCCCUACACCAAGUGCCCAAAGUGGGGAGGGUAAAGGGAUUCUGGGAAGUUUGAGCCUUUCCCCCACUACCCUUUUUAUUUCUUACCUACCCUGAUACCUGUUACUAAGAAAUGAAUAAAAUGAACCAACUUUCUUUUCCAA